AUGCGUUUCUCUACUACACUCGCUACUGCAGCUACUGCGCUAUUUUUCACAGCUUCCCAAGUUUCAGCUAUUGGUGAAUUAGCUUUCAACUUGGGUGUUAAGAACAACGAUGGUACUUGUAAGUCCACUUCCGACUACGAAACUGAAUUACAAGCCCUAAAGAGCUACACUUCCACCGUCAAAGUUUACGCUGCCUCAGAUUGUAACACUUUGCAAAAUUUGGGUCCUGCUGCUGAGGCUGAGGGAUUUACCAUCUUUGUUGGUGUUUGGCCAACAGACGAUAGUCAUUACGCUGCUGAAAAGGCUGCUUUGCAAACCUAUUUGCCAAAAAUUAAAGAAUCCACUGUUGCUGGUUUCUUGGUUGGUUCCGAAGCCUUAUACCGUGACGAUUUGACUGCUUCCGAACUAUCUGAUAAAAUCAACGAUGUCCGUAGUGUCGUGGCUGACAUUUCCGAUUCUGAUGGAAAGUCUUAUUCUGGUAAGCAAGUCGGUACCGUCGAUUCCUGGAAUGUUUUGGUUGCCGGUUACAAUUCUGCCGUUAUUGAAGCUUCCGAUUUUGUUAUGGCUAACGCUUUCUCUUAUUGGCAAGGUCAAACCAUGCAAAAUGCCUCUUACUCAUUCUUUGAUGACAUUAUGCAAGCUUUACAAGUUAUUCAAUCCACUAAAGGUUCCACUGAUAUUACCUUCUGGGUUGGUGAGACCGGUUGGCCAACCGAUGGUACCAACUUUGAAAGUUCUUACCCAUCUGUUGACAACGCUAAACAAUUCUGGAAAGAAGGUAUCUGUUCUAUGAGAGCUUGGGGUGUUAACGUUAUUGUCUUUGAAGCCUUUGAUGAAGAUUGGAAGCCAAACACCUCUGGUACCUCUGAUGUCGAAAAGCACUGGGGUGUUUUUACUUCAAGUGACAAUUUGAAAUACUCUUUGGACUGUGACUUUUCAUGA
Messenger RNA from Saccharomyces paradoxus, 942 nucleotides. RefSeq names its product glucan 1,3-beta-glucosidase (gene BGL2). Gene Ontology annotation, cellular component: fungal-type cell wall; extracellular region; cell surface. The record is from RefSeq and is a predicted model, not a curated record. Gene Ontology annotation, biological process: carbohydrate metabolic process; cell wall organization. The coding region runs from base 1 to 942 and encodes 313 amino acids. Gene Ontology annotation, molecular function: glucan endo-1,3-beta-D-glucosidase activity; 1,3-beta-glucanosyltransferase activity. Lineage: Eukaryota; Fungi; Ascomycota; Saccharomycetes; Saccharomycetales; Saccharomycetaceae. The transcript has a single exon.